Microbotryum saponariae is the source of this 227-nucleotide messenger RNA. Lineage: Eukaryota; Fungi; Basidiomycota; Microbotryomycetes; Microbotryales; Microbotryaceae. The record is from the annotation of a GenBank genome assembly.
AUGAGUGUGGGUGAGCUCUUCAUUCAGAUAGUACCAAGCUCUCACUUCAUUCGCUCACCUCGUGAUCGUCUUUGCUGCUCAUCACUCUAGUUCAGAUCGCGCGUUGGCCGACCCGCUGGCAACCGAGCUUCGCACCGAACCGCUCUGUGACUUGUAGGACCAUACUCUGCGCAUCCCUCAUCAGCACCAUCGAAGAGGCGCUCAACUUUGCUGAGGUCUCGAAUUGA